Molecule: messenger RNA, 1739 nt
Organism: Stomoxys calcitrans (stable fly)
Lineage: Eukaryota; Metazoa; Arthropoda; Insecta; Diptera; Muscidae
Product: activating signal cointegrator 1 complex subunit 2 homolog
Exons: 2
Coding region: 569-1204 (211 amino acids)
Source: RefSeq, a predicted model, not a curated record
AUUUGCAUUUGUCCCUUAAAAAUUAAGAACAUAUCGUAGAAUAAGUUGUAUGAAUUAUUGAAUUGUAUUGUGAAUUGAUAUGAAUUGUCUAGCGUAUAAGAGAUCCUUUUUUGCCAUCCGUACUAGAUUGUAAGACUAUUGUGAAUUGUUAGUUAUAAGCCUUUUAGUACUGCAGCUCACUUGCCCUUUCUGUAAUUUUUAAAACUUCACUUCUUACACAACCGCAGCAAGGUGAGCAUCCACACUUUUUUCUCCUCUCCUAAUAACACCCUUACCUUUGUAAUCUCGCAACCGAAACACUUACCAUCUUUUUAUUUCCACUUGUCUCUUUUGGGUUUAUCUCCUCUUUUUCUAACUUAUUAUUCCUCUGUGCGUGAGGAAUAAUAAGCUUAGUAAACCGCCUAAAUUACAGUCCACUCAUCAUCAGCCAUCGAGGGAAUUCCGAUUGUGACGUCAUCUCUCUCGAUCACUCACCCCCGCUCCGUCUACAUUGGAAUCCCAGUCGUGUUCAUGGUCCUUCGAAGCCGUCCACUGAGACAACCAGAGACAACCAUCGAUUGAGGUCAAAAUGAGUGCCCAAAACCUCUACAAGUGCAUGUUGUGCAAAAAACGCCAUGCCCUCAGAUACUGCCCAAUUUUCAUCCAGAUGACGGUGGAGGACAGGAGGGUAGUAGUUCGACAGCACAACUACUGCCGAAAUUGUCUGGCGAAAAGCCACACAAUUGAUGACUGCCAGUCGGCAGAUACUUGUCGAAAAUGUGGGUUUCGGCAUCACACCAUGCUGCACCCACGAAAACUCACCUUCAACUCCAGCAGCUCUACCAUCACCACCAAAUCGACCUCAUCAAGACAACAACCCCAAAAGAAACCACCAACUUUAGCACGGCCUCGACGACAACAAUCAACAUCAACUCCGGCCCAACGCAAACAACCAGCUAAAUCACGCCUUGGCCAACGUCAACACACAGCCUCAGCUGGUCAACAACAGCGACAACCCAAAAAACGCUACAGGUCUCAGAGUCAAAGAGGCCGCCUGCCACCAAAGCCAAGACCUCAGCAAAAGCCAAGACCUCAACAGAAGCCAAAGCCACAGAAAGCCAAAAAAGAACGCUCAGCAGCCCCUCAACCGAAUUACUUGAUACUGUCAGAGGCUAUAAAGUCCUUGGCGACCGUACUUUGCGCUUCCUCAUCAAAUUUUGCGUAACCGCAAGGCCGGCGCCAUGGACAAAUUUGCAUUUGUCCCUUAAAAAUUAAGAACAUAUCGUAGAAUAAGUUGUAUGAAUUAUUGAAUUGUAUUGUGAAUUGAUAUGAAUUGUCUAGCGUAUAAGAGAUCCUUUUUUGCCAUCCGUACUAGAUUGUAAGACUAUUGUGAAUUGUUAGUUAUAAGCCUUUUAGUACUGCAGCUCACUUGCCCUUUCUGUAAUUUUUAAAACUUCACUUCUUACACAACCGCAGCAAGGUGAGCAUCCACACUUUUUUCUCCUCUCCUAAUAACACCCUUACCUUUGUAAUCUCGCAACCGAAACACUUACCAUCUUUUUAUUUCCACUUGUCUCUUUUGGGUUUAUCUCCUCUUUUUCUAACUUAUUAUUCCUCUGUGCGUGAGGAAUAAUAAGCUUAGUAAACCGCCUAAAUUACAGUCCACUCAUCAUCAGCCAUCGAGGGAAUUCCGAUUGUGACGUCAUCUCUCUCGAUCACUCACCCCCGCUCCGUCUACAUUGGAAUCCCAGUCGUGUUCA